Molecule: messenger RNA, 1226 nt
Organism: Jatropha curcas
Lineage: Eukaryota; Viridiplantae; Streptophyta; Magnoliopsida; Malpighiales; Euphorbiaceae
Gene: MGP1
Product: MALE GAMETOPHYTE DEFECTIVE 1
Biological process (GO): pollen development
Source: RefSeq, a predicted model, not a curated record
AAAACACACCCAAUCUAUACACUGACAUAGAGAGAUUAACAUCUCAAAACCGAAGACUCAACCCUAGCGACAAUUAUAAGAUCAAAGAAGAAGGAACAAACCUACUAGGCUUCUUCGAUAAUGGCGUUCCCUUCUCGUCUCUUAUCCAGAUCCAAGCAGCUCUAUGGCAGUCAAGUCAUUCUACAACAGGAUCACGCUAUUCCUGUCCGUUACUUUGCCAAAAAAGCUGAUCCUCCAAGUCAAAAAGGAGAUAGUCCUCCAAGGCUUAAGGGAGAUGAGUUGUUAAAGGGCAUAUUUCUGGAAGUCAAGAAGAAAUAUGAGACAGCUGUUGGAAUACUUAAGAAGGAGAAGAUCACCAUUGCUCCCGAGGAUCCUUCAGCUGUUUCUCAAUAUGCGAAGAUCAUGAAGACAAUUAGAGAGAAGGCUGGUUUGUUCUCUGAGUCUGAAAGAAUUAAAUUCACUAUUGAGACACAAACCGUCGAUAUUCCAGAUGCUCGGACAUAUUUGUUGACAUUGAAGGAAAUUCGAAUCAAGAGAGGUCUCAUUGAUGAACUUGGUGCUGAAGCCAUGAUGAUGGAUGCUUUGGAGAAAGUUGAAAAGGAAAUCAAGAAACCUCUAAUGAGGAAUGAUAAGAAAGGAAUGGCUCUUCUAUUGACAGAAUUUGAUAACAUUAACAAAAAGCUUGGAAUUCGGAAGGAAGAUCUUCCCAAGUAUGAAGAAGAGCUAGAAAACAAAAUUGCCAAAGCACAAUUAGAGGAGCUGAAAAAGGAUGCUCUUGAAGCCAUGGAAACCCAAAAGAAGAGGGAAGAAUUCAAGGAUGAGGAGGUUCCGGAUGUGAAAUCUUUGGACAUCAGAAACUUCAUCUGAGAUAGUGAAAUGCUUGUUCAUGAGUUUGUUUUGAUGUUAAACAAAUUAUUCCGAACCGACACAAAGGGGACCACUGCCUGCUUAGGAUGUGGGGAUUAUUACCUCAUCUGUUUUGCUUCUUGAUAAUAAAAAAAGGACCUUUGCAGUACAACUGCGGCAGCUGAGUAGAUAUCGUUGCUGUUUUCUGUAUUCCAUGUUAUUGCCAGGAAGAGCUGGAAAUAUGUUGUCGCUGCUUUUGCUGUAAAAUGAUAUUUCAUUUCAGGAAGUUCUCCCUGAAAACAUUUCUUUUCCAGGACCUGUUGGUUUCCCAAUUUCUAAUACAUAACCAAACUAGCGUUUUUGUGGCCCUUUUCCCGUUA